Messenger RNA from Paramecium pentaurelia, 2346 nucleotides. NCBI's taxonomy places the organism in Eukaryota, Ciliophora, Oligohymenophorea, Peniculida, Parameciidae. The record is from the annotation of a GenBank genome assembly.
AUGUAAUACUAUUGCUAACUGCAUUAAACUAUCUUUACUUAAGUUUGUAUUCAAUAAGAUUGUACAAAAAAAGGACCAUUAUGUAACAAAUGUAUUGAUACUCAUAAAAAUCAUGUUUUAUAAAAUUUAGAAACAUAUUUGAAUGAUUAUACAAAAUAUUUAAAUAUGGAGUAUUAAGCAUAAAUAUUGUAAAAAUUAGAAUAAAUGAAAUAAUACUUUCAUGAUAAAAUUUCAUCUUUAUAAAUAGAUGUAAAUUAUAUAGAUGAAAAAAGAAAAAAAGAAAUAAUAAAAUAAUUGAAAUAAGAAUAAAUGAGUCCACAAUAAUAUGAAUCUAAAAUGAUUGAAUUAAUACAAAGAGAUUAAUUAAAAGACAGAGAAUAUUUAUAAUAAUUCUUUUAACAAAUAAUUGAAAUUGAAAAAGAAAUGAAAUUCUAAUUUUCAUAACUACCUAAAAAAUUAAUAUAAGCUUAAUAUCAUCAUUAACCUUCUCAUUAAUCAUAAUAAAUAAUUAAUAAUAAAUCUAAUCUAUCUAGUGAAGUUAGAGAAUUAUCACCUUUAUUAUCUAAUAGAUCAAAUAAAUCUAAAGAACCAAUAUUUUCAUAAAAAUAAAUAAAUCAAUCUCCACUUUCAAAAUAGUUGCUAUAAAGAGAUUUAAUGCCAGUUGGUUCAUUUAAUAAUUCUAAAUUAAAAAAUUAUUUUACUGAAUAAGAUUCAUAAAUAUCUCCUUAAAAUUCAUUCAAAAUUAUUAAACCAUUUGAUAUUGAUAAAUCAUUAAGUAAUCAAAGUAGAAUUGAAGGAUAAAAAUCAAAAUCUUAGAAUACUUCAUUCGAUUUAUCUAAAAAAGUUGAACCAUUCAAAAAUACUUAAUAAUCAUAAAUUAUUGAAGUUCCUUUAAUAAAUAAAUAUGAGAAAUCAGAUUCACAAGAUUUAUAUAAUUAAAAAUAAAGAUUAAUUAACCCAUAAGAAUUGCCAUAACAAUAAAUAAUAGGUUAUUAUACAAACUAAAAGACUUUAACCCAAAAGGAAAAUAAUGAAACUCAUUAAAAGUCUCCUUCUAAUAAUAAAGCAUAAUUUUCAAUAAAAGAAGAAAAAUUAAUCUAAUCAAAUUCAAACCAAUAAUAAAGUGAAAUUUAUUAUUAAUUUUAAAAUAGCUAAGCAAAUGAAUCUUCAAAUUUUGAUUUUAGAUAAAGAUUCUAAAAUCAAGAUAUUCAAUAAUUCUAAACACCUUAAUAAAGUACACUUUUUAGAGAAUAGGAAACAAAUAAUUUAUAAAAUGGUAUGAAAUUGUCAACAUAAUCUGCCAUAUCAGGAAUAUAUAAUGAAAAUAAAUCUUAAUAAGAUAUUUCAUUUAUUAGUUCUAAGUAUAAUAUUUCAAUAUCAUUAGAUCAUUGCUUUCUCCUUAAAUUAAAAUAACCUAAAAUUUACCAAAUCCAUUAAAAAUUGAAAAAGAAGAUACUUUAAAAGUUCAUGAUAAAAGUGUUAAGGAUUUAUGUUUUAUGGAUGAUGAUAAGAUAAUUACAUGUUCAAAAGAUUAAAGCAUCAAAAUUUGGGAUAAGUAUAGUUAUGAAUUUAUUAGAAAGGAGAACUAAAUAAUUAAAAAUGGAAUUGAAAGAUCACACAGAUUAAAUUUUAUGCAUUGCAUUUUCAUUAAAAAGGAUAAUAGUUAGUGGAUCAGUUGAUAAAACAAUUAGAAUAUGGAAACCUUAACCUUCUUGGAAGAUUGCAUUUGUUUGUUAAGGACAUUCAGAAAGAAUAAGAUGUGUAGAAUUUGUAGGAAAUUUAAUUGCAUCUGGAUCAGAUGACACAACUCUUAAAUUAUGGGAUUUCGAUGGUUAAUUAUAACAUUCAUUCAAAACUAAUGGAAGAGUUAGUGCAAUGGUAACAGAUAAAAACCUUAUUAUUGUUGGAUGUGGUAAAAACAUACUUGUAUUAGACACUAGAACUAAAAAUAAAUAAUAGGAUAUAAUAGGUCAUAAAAAUUUGAUUUUGUGCUUAUAAUUAAGCAAUUAAAAUUAAUAGAACAAUUCAAUUUUAAUAAGUGGAUCCAAAGAUAAUUCUAUUAAAAUAUGGUCUUAUCCUAAAAUUUAAGAAAUUAGAGCUUUAUAAGAUGAUUAUUCUAUUCAUUCUCUGUUCUUUGAUCCAAAUUCUUAAUACUUAUUUGUUGGAUUAAUGGGUUUCGAAUAAGAAGGUAAAAUUUCUAUUUGGUAAUUGGACAAUCAACCUAAAAAAAUAUAAGAAAUCAUUUCAAAUCAAUAUGGAUGUAAUAAAGUAUUGUAUGAUGGGUUAUAUCUUUAUAGUGCACAUGAAAAUAAAAGAAUGGAAAUUUAUUCUAUUAAAAAACUUUGA